Candoia aspera is the source of this 3519-nucleotide messenger RNA. It is a transcript of the gene EIF2AK2, whose product is annotated as eukaryotic translation initiation factor 2 alpha kinase 2. The transcript has 16 exons. Bases 114 to 1787 code for a protein of 557 amino acids. The record is from RefSeq and is a predicted model, not a curated record. Gene Ontology annotation, molecular function: ATP binding; double-stranded RNA binding; eukaryotic translation initiation factor 2alpha kinase activity. Gene Ontology annotation, cellular component: nucleus; cytoplasm. Gene Ontology annotation, biological process: protein phosphorylation. NCBI's taxonomy places the organism in Eukaryota, Metazoa, Chordata, Lepidosauria, Squamata, Candoiidae.
GUGAGGUCCUUGGAGAAACGAAAGUGGGAAGGGGUGGCACUGCUUAGCUGCGCUCUGCCGGAGAAGGACGAAAAGCGGCUGAGUUCCGACGCUUCUGCUGCUUCAGUUAUAACAUGGCUGACAACCAUCGUGACUCACGUACAUGCAUGGCGAAACUUAAUGAACAUUGUCAGAGGAACCAUUUAAAAUUGGAGUAUAGAGACAUUGGUAUCGAAGGACCACCUCAUGAUCGUGUAUUCACUGUAGCAGUUGUAAUUGACAAGAACCGAUAUAGCCAGGCCUCUGGUAAAUCCAAGAAAGAAGCAAAAGCUCACGCAGCUGAAUUAGCUUGGAAUGCCAUAGAGAGGGAAAAGAAGGCAGAGCUGGAUUCACGGGAGCAGCACCAGGAGUCAAAGCUGGGUCUGCCUGCUACAAAUAUUCCUGAAUCUUCAUCUUCAAAGUCAAUUAGCUAUAUUUCCUUGCUUAAUGAAUAUGCACUAAAGAACAAAGUAUGUGUUGACUAUAACUGUAUAUCUAAAACUGGAUUGGAACAUAAACCAGUCUUUUCUUAUGCGUGUCAAAUUGGUGAUAAAAUAUUUGAUGCUGGAACAGGAAGUAAAGCUCAACUAGCCAGACUUGAAGCAGCUAAACUGGCAUAUGAAAAGUUGACUAGCCAACCAACCUUCGGAGCAGAAGGAAGUGCUAACUCUGUCAGUGAUUCUUCUGAUACACUGUCUGGUAGUUUUCAAGAACUAUCAAGCGUGGCAUCUAGGAACAGUACAGAUUUAGAUUCAGAAGUUGCAGGGACAUCUGACAUAUCUGCUAACCAUAUCGAUGUCAUUCAGCCAAAUGAAUCUUCACCUUCUCAGGUCAGUCAUUCGAGUCAGGCUAUGAAAUCUAAAAGAAAAGGAACACCUCUGGCUGUGAGAUUUCCAAAUCAGGAUAGCAGAAGUGUCUUAACCAUGAAUGACAGGUUUCUUGAGGAGUUUAAAGAGAUAGAGGAAAUUGGUUCUGGUGGCUUUGGGAAUGUUUUCAAGGCAAGGAAUAGCACUGAUAAAAGACUAUGUGCUAUCAAACGCAUCCGAAUUUCAGGCAGAGGAGAAGAUGAAAAAAGAGAAGUGCAAGCCUUGGCAGAAUUCAAUCAUCAGCACAUUGUUCAGUAUUAUGGCUGUUGGACUGGGAAAGACGUUUUCCAGUGGGAAGAUACCAGUGAGAGCAGCUCAGAGCAAGUUGACUGCCUCUUCAUUCAUAUGGAAUUAUGUGAAAAGGGAAAUCUAUGGAAUUGGAUGCAAAACAAAACGAAAAUUCCCCCCUGUAAAGAUAAUUCCAUAAUUCUAUUUCAGCAAAUAGUGGAAGGAGUGAAUUAUAUUCAUUCUAAGAACUUUAUUCAUAGAGAUCUCAAGCCUCUAAAUAUAUUUUUUUAUCGUGACAAUCACAUAAAAAUAGGUGAUUUUGGGUUGGUAACAUCAGGUGUAAAAGACUUUUCAAAACAACGGACAAUGAACAAGGGAACAGUGUCAUACAUGGCACCUGAACAGGUAACAAGCCAUUAUUGCGAGAAAGUAGAUAUCUUUCCGUUAGGAUUAAUUUUGUAUGAAAUGCUUUCCCCAUUUCCAUGUGUCCAUGAGAAGCAAGAGGAAUGGCCCAACAUCAGACAAGGCAAGUUUCCAGAAGCGUUCACCAAGAAGUUUCAACAUGAGGCUGCUUUAAUUAAAAAAAUACUUUCCAAAGAGAAAACUCAAAGACCAUCAGCAGCUAAUCUUUUGAAAUUCCUAAGCAGCCAGUCAUACAGCCAACACACUUACUAGUGAACUUCUGUCAAGUUUUGGUUCAUGGCUGUUUCUUUUGCUGUUCCUGAUGCCUGAAAUUGUGUGAAUAUACAGAUUGCCACAGUCUUUGAAGUGUGAAGGAUUGGGUUUGCCCCUUAUGCCUUGCUAUAAUAUUUGGGAUGUCCUGAGAAGUCAGAGAAUACAAAGAACUUCAGUGGAAUGGGAAGAGGUCUAAUGGAAAUGGAAAGAGUACUUUUUCUGAACUUUGCAGGACCUUUUUGUCUCAUCCUGGGAGUAAGCACAUAAUGGAAAUCUGAUGUAUCUGGAUUUUUUUAUAGAGAGUUUUAAUGUGGUAUUCCAAUAUUGUUGUUACAAUAUUAUACUUAAUAUUGUCUAGGGAAAUUAAUACCAUUCUUGUAACUCAUGGAACUACUUGUAUCAAGUGUUAGUUGCUAUCCUUUGCUUUGUGAAAGAUGGUACUACAGGUAGUCCUCGAUUUAUGACUAUUCGUUCAGCGACCAUUCAAAGUUAUGAGGGUGCUGAAGGGACUUACAACCAGUGCCCAAAGUUACAGCCAGUGCAGCACCCCUGUGGUCAUGUGAUCGUGAUUUGCACUUAACGACCAGUGGCCCAGCAUCCCGUGAUCACGAUCGCCAUUUGCAACCUUCCCUCCCAGCUUCCCCAGAAAAUCAGUGGGGAAGCCAGCAGGGAAGGUUGCAAGUCGCUGGGGUAAGUCUCCCCCUCCUGCACACCAUCCCCAGCCCCUUUGCACUCACACUGCGCCAGCCACUCAUGCACUCCCACGCACCCUUCCCAACCGCACCAGCCCCACAUGCCCUCCCCGAUGCACAGCAUCUCUCACAUAACCCCGCACACCCUUCCCAACUUGUGCUGCACUUCUGCACACCUUUCCCAACCCCCACACACCCUUUCUGACCCAAGCUGCACUCCUGUGCAUCCUUCCUGACCCAUGCCGCUCCCCCACACGCCCAAACCAUGCUGUACCUCUUGCACACCCCCUCACACUCCCACACACCCUUUCUGGCCUCUUGCACAACCCCUUGCACACCCUUCCCUCACUCCCUCCCCCACCCAGCAGCAGCCAUUUGCCUGCCUGCCAGGCUGGGACUUGUAACUUCCUGCUGGCUUCCCCACUGACUUUGGUUAUGGGAAGCUGGCAGGAAGUUGCCUUGCCUAACAACUCUGGGAUUCAGUUAAUGAGGGCAACCAGGACUUCAGGGAUUGCCAUUGUUAAGUGAUGUGGUUGUGCUUAUGACCAUGUCACUUAACAGUGGCAAUUUCAGUCCCAACUGUCGUCAUAAGUUGAGGGCUACCUGUGUGUGAUUGAUCUACAGCUCUAUGAAAGAAUAUUCACAUCCUUUCAGAUUUUCCGAAUCUUUGCAAAUGAAUGUUACCAGAGCUUCAUGUGGAUCCUACUGUUUUAUAAAAAUAUUAUAAAUGAUAUGGUUUGGGUUUUUUACAUAACUGUAGAUGUAAAUCCAUAAAUCAACAUUUUAUAUUUUAAUGCACAUAUGGGCAACUGUUUUGGAAGUACAAGAUAACACAUUUAACUACACUUAGGUUUUGUUUGCCCUAAAAUCAAGAAGUCCGGCAUUACAAGAUAACUUUCUUCCAGUGUUCCUAGUACCAUUUCCUUGACUAAUGUUCUCUAUUAGCAUGAAGUCAGGGAUAGCUAAUCCUCUUGUGUCUUCCUCUGCCUUCUGAAGCAGAAAAAUGUCAGCUGCAUAAAGUAGAAAUUUCCUGAAAGGAC